This is a messenger RNA of Nerophis ophidion (straightnose pipefish), 1429 nucleotides long. RefSeq names its product zinc finger and SCAN domain-containing protein 31-like. The record is from RefSeq and is a predicted model, not a curated record. Lineage: Eukaryota; Metazoa; Chordata; Actinopteri; Syngnathiformes; Syngnathidae. Bases 812 to 1414 code for a protein of 200 amino acids. The transcript is spliced from 2 exons.
UCCCGGAUGGCAGAGCUUCUCACCCUAUCUCUAAGGGAGAGACCCGCCACACGGCGGAGGAAACUCAUUUGGGCCGCUUGUACCCGUGAUCUUAUCCUUUCGGUCAUGACCCAAAGCUCAUGACCAUAGGUGAGGAUGGGAACGUAGAUCGACCGGUAAAUUGAGAGCUUUGCCUUCCGGCUCAGCUCCUUCUUCACCACAACGGAUCGGUACAACGUCCGCAUUACUGAAGACGCCGCACCGAUCCGCCUGUCGAUCUCACCAUCCACUCUUCCCUCACUCGUGAACAAGACUCCUAGGUACUUGAACUCCUCCACUUGGGGCAGGGUCAUAUUGUUAUUUCUUGACUUUGGAGGUAAAAGGAAGUUGUCAAAAUAAAAGCCUGUCUAAAGUCACAGCUCUGCAUCUGAGUCCAAUCCGUUUACCAAGCGUGACAGUGGUAGCAUGUGCAGGAGUGUUAAUAGCAUGGUGGAUGUCCGCUUGUGCCCUGUGGAAAUAAUAAUUAAAGUGAGCAAGUUGUAACUAAUCGACGGCCUCGUCCUUCCGACCAAAGAGCGGAGUUUUAUGGACCCAGUGUUAGCCCCGACAAAACAUGGGCCCAGGAGGGAAGGUUUCCCCUGCGCUCCUCGACCACGGUCUGGGAGCCCACAAACAGGAAAGGUGUAAAGCAACCCUUGCAGAGCGGCGGCUCCCUGUUUAAAGUGUCACCUUUAUUGUUAGUUUAGAAGCCCAAAUACCUCCAUAUUGCACUUCACACACCCUCUUUAUUAACCAGUAGAAUUGUCCUUUGUUGCCUUUCUUCCUCUCCACGAUGUUAUUGCUUGUAUGCACUUUGUGUGUGCGUUUUGACACACUCAACAUCAUGCGCCUCGGCUCUGUAGUCACCGCCACACAGCAGCAUUCAGAUGAAAGAACGGUACCAGUACUUUUCAAAGGUGGUGUAGUACCGACUUCAAUUGACGUCCAACAACUAAUCGGUAAUCCAGAAGAAGUUUCCCCUCAGUCAGGGGGGAGCUCCACUUUGAAGCAGGAGACUCCACAACCACCCUGCAUUAAAAAGGAAGAGGAGGAACUCUGCAUCACUCAGGAGGGAGAGUGUCUUCUAGGACGAGAGGAAGCUGAUUACACCAAGUUUCCACUGACUGUUGUCUCUGUGAAGACUGAAGAUGAUGAAGAGAAACCACAAGUAGACAACCUCUUAGCUCCACUAUCAGGUAGUGAGGCUGAAGAUGAGGUUGAAGUAACUUUGAGCAGCGAUACAGACUGUGAAGGUGAUAUGAGGACUCACAAAAAACACUCUGAAUUCUCUACAAAGAAGAGAGGUAAAACAUGUUUGAGCUGCUCAGUUUGUGCUGAAACUUUUACUAACAAGAGCAUUUUAAAUCGACACAUGAGAACACACACAGGUGAAUAAACAUUUAAUUGUUCA